GAUCCAACGGAAGGCGGGAUGUUUGCGACGCGGGCCAAGAAGACCCAGGGCAAGAGGCGUCGGGAAGUGGAUGCGGAAGGCGAUGACGGCGCGCAUGAUGGAGAUAUUCCUGUUCCUGUCCAAGCCGAGGCUCGGAAGAAGCUGAACACGUUCUCGUCCUCGUCAAAGAAACCCAACGCACAGGAAGUCAUGGAUGCCAGGUUCCAGGCGUCAACGCGACAGGCUGUCCGACAAUCUUAUGCUGGUGAUGCGACGUACGAAUCGCAAAUUGACACAGAACAGGACAGAGAUGCGCGUGCGAUUCUCGAGAAGAACAUCAAGCUCAACGCAGACGGAAACGAACUCAGCGGUAAAAUCUACCAAGGUCAAGCAGGGUACAAGAACUACGCGACGAAGAAGGAAGCGUCGAUUGGCAUGAACAAGUACACGGGAACCCAAGGCCCGAUUCGCGCGCAAACGUGGGCGCGAUCGAUCUGUCGCUUCGACUACGCCCCCGACAUUUGCAAAGACUACAAAGAAACAGGAUUCUGUGGGUAUGGGGACAACUGCAAAUUCCUGCACGACCGCGGCGACUACAAGAGCGGGUGGCAGAUCGACAAGGAGUGGAACGAGAAAGAGCGCAAGAAGGCGCGUGCGUUGCAGGAUCGAGACGGAAAGGACGACGACGACGACGGCGAGUCGGACGAUGACAAGUACGUGAUCAAGAGCGACGACGACGACGAGCAAUUCGCCUGCACGAUUUGCCGCAACCCGUUCACGAACGCCGUCGAGACCAUGUACGUCUUUCCAUCGAUGCAACGGUUCAUGCAUGGUGGUGGUGACGAUGGCGGUGGAGUCUGCCCGUUGUAGCUGCGGCCACUUUUUUUGCGAAAAAUGCGCGCUCAAGCGGUACAAGAAGACGUCGCUGUGCUUCAACUGCCGAAAGCAAACGAACGGGGUGUUCAAUGUGGCCAAGGGCUUGCGCGAAAAGGAGAAGGAGCGGCUGCAGGAGGACGAAUCGGCGACGAGCGACGAUCCCGACGACGCAAUUGCGUCCAAUUAAUAUGUAAGCCUUGCUGCUGUGCAAACGCCAGCCACCUCGUUGUCCUGCGCGACCAACGCACAGCAUGCAUCGACACGCCGGCGCCAGACUCUCCGCCGUGCUGGUGGAUUUGUCGUGAAUAAAGCGUUUUCGGGUUUUCGAUCGAGUGAGGAUUGUCCGGGGACCGGAGAGUCGUUCGUGUGUCUGCCUGCUGCGUGGUGCCAGCACGUUGCACGCAGCUCUGGCGCCAUCGCAUGAAUGCUUCAACGAGUCCUUGAUGAUGCGGCUAAAUUUGGAAUCCAUCGAG
Messenger RNA from Aphanomyces invadans, 1328 nucleotides. RefSeq lists its product as hypothetical. The transcript has 4 exons. The record is from RefSeq and is a predicted model, not a curated record. Gene Ontology annotation, biological process: snoRNA splicing. Gene Ontology annotation, molecular function: metal ion binding. The coding region runs from base 19 to 849 and encodes 276 amino acids. NCBI's taxonomy places the organism in Eukaryota, Oomycota, Saprolegniomycetes, Saprolegniales, Verrucalvaceae. Gene Ontology annotation, cellular component: U2-type spliceosomal complex.